AUGAACCCGGUCGAUCCACGUCACCAUCUACGCGCCAACGGCGCUGAGCCAGUCACUGACGCGUGGUACAUCAACACCUACACCCCGCGCACCUCAUGGUCCAAAGAAGCCAUCUACCGCGGAUUCGAUCUCACCCCUGACGAAUACAUCGCUGCUAACAGCCUCCUCAUGACACUCCUCAAGACCAAUGACCUGUUCGAACUAAAAGGCACGGGUCAAGAACGGAUCGUCAAGCUCUGGCCUGUAAUCGUGAAGUUCGAGGCAGAGUGUGAAUUCUGGGGAAAGGGGGAGACGAGCUAUGGUGUUGAGAUUCCUGGGUGGUGGAAGAGGGGGGCCUUGGACGGAUGGAUUGAGAUGGCUGCGCAAUAUAUGAGGAAAAUGAGAUUGCCGCCUCUUCUGCCUGAUCCAACACCCUAUCGGGUUUGGGACCCACCGCCGACGGAAGGGGGACCGACAUUGCCUCCAAUGGUGGAGGGAAGAGCGAUGGAUAUUUGUGGCGAGGGUGACUUAUUGGAGGGACAUUUGUGGGAGAAUUGUGAAACACCAUUGGGUAAAUUGAUGUAUGGAGUUUCUUGGAGGGACGACGUUGAAGAUGCGAGUUGUGAAAAGGACAAGAGAGCAAAGGACAAAGAAGACCAUGUCAGACAAGAGCUGCUAGACGUAGCAAUCGGUGGAAGGCUUGGGCUUGCUUAG
Messenger RNA from Hyaloscypha bicolor E, 693 nucleotides. RefSeq lists its product as uncharacterized. The transcript has 2 exons. NCBI's taxonomy places the organism in Eukaryota, Fungi, Ascomycota, Leotiomycetes, Helotiales, Hyaloscyphaceae. The coding region runs from base 1 to 693 and encodes 230 amino acids. The record is from RefSeq and is a predicted model, not a curated record.